AUGGCAUAUGGAAGAAGAGAUCCAUCAAUAUUCGACAACUUCACCCUCUCUCCUCUACCAUACCCCGUCCUCUUCAUCCUCCUCAUGGUGAUCGUCCUUCUCCUCGUCUCUUCCUACUUCAACUAUGAAGAAUUACUCGAAUCCGCCGAAGAACAGAUGAGCUUUGCUCUCCUCCUCACCCCUCUCAUCCUUCUCCUCCUCAUCCGAUUUCUCGGCUCCACCGACUCCCUUUUCGACGGCAGCGGCCCCCUCGGCUUCGUUUUCCCCUCCGACCGCCGUCGUCCCCGAAUCUUUUAUGAAAGAGGAACGCAGCAGGAAGGCGGAGGCGCCUCCCCAUGGGGCGUCGCCGUCGCCGUCGUCGUCUUAAUUGUUCUUGCGUCGUUUCGAUCCUCCUUUGAGGACAUGUGGGGACCUUAAUCUGUAAAAUGUAUUAGUUGAGUGGAAUAUACGUAUGCAUAUAUUUUUGUUCGAUGUAUAUAUUAUCUUGUUGAAGGAGAAUAUCUAUGAUAGUCUUUGCGUGGAUUGAUACAAUUUUACUGAAA
This is a messenger RNA of Dendrobium catenatum, 542 nucleotides long. RefSeq lists its product as uncharacterized. The transcript has a single exon. Bases 1 to 417 code for a protein of 138 amino acids. The record is from RefSeq and is a predicted model, not a curated record. NCBI's taxonomy places the organism in Eukaryota, Viridiplantae, Streptophyta, Magnoliopsida, Asparagales, Orchidaceae.